AUGAUGCCUCACCAUGUGGCCAUAUCAGCGGUUACUCUGCUGUUCACUCAAAUCGUCUCCGAUUCCGUCAACAAAACUCAACUGAAUUGGGAACCGUGUCCAGACUUCACGUUCGGCGAUCCGAACGAUCAGCACGCUGAGUGUGUGAUCUACAACGCGCCACUAUGUCACCCUGGUAUCUGCCAAACGCCAGGUUGGGUGAAUCCGACAAUCGAAGUUUUCGUGAAGCGAUUCCCAGCGACGACUGAGGACCCUGCCACAGCAGCGAACGUGUGGCUACUACAGGGAGGCCCCGGGUACUCUUCUACAGGAUUGGAACCAACGAUAACGGAAUUGCAUAUUCAGUUAAAAGGACAAGCAAACAUUUACACGAUUGAUCAUCGAGGCAGUGGCCGAAGCACACGGUUAUUUUGUGCUGCUUCUGAGACAGCAGCUGCUCGUUCUGCUUCGGGUAGCCAGAUGAACUCGUCAGAAGUUUCUGCGUGCGCAAAAGAAUUGCAAUCGCAGUAUGGAGAUUUAUCUUCCUUUUCCAUGACUAGUGCUGCUACAGACGUUGCCGCAUUCAUCUCCAAGUACACAAAUGGUGAGAACACUACUAUUUACGGCGGAAGCUACGGGACCGCCUUGGUGGAACGACUCAUUCAUUUGGACCCCUCAAGUGUGACAGGAUAUGUUCUCGACAGCGUUGCAACAAACUCCGGUGCUUCUGGAGAUCGGUUCCCAUAUAUAUCGUUGUGGGAUACAGAUUUCGGGGAGGUUGGAGACGUUUUCCUCAAUUUGUGCGAUAAAGAUGACAGCUGCAGUCGACAUUUUAGCCCAAGAAAUUUGUCGUCUACUCUACAACAGAUCAUCACUAGUUUUGACAAGGACCCCAACUCGACCUGUUCUCAAGUUUUGAGUUCGGCGGACGUUGGAACCGAUAUCCUGUACGGCGAGCCUCCGUCGUUCUCUCUUCGCCGCAUUCUGGGGCUGCUAGUUGCCGACCCCAAUCUUCGAACUCUCAUCCCUCCCGUUAUUUACAGACUUGACCAAUGUGGAUCUGAGGACGUCAAAAUAUUGAAUCACCUUCUCACGAGUCUCAACGAAUACGUCAACUACUCGGACCCAGACAACGCGUACAAGUCAAUGCUGCUGUACUAUCUUAUCGUCUUCUCUGAAAUAUUGAAAACUACGAUUCAAACGCUAUCAUUUACGAUCGCGACGACUACUGGAACACGAGCGCAACAAUACCGAAUUAAAGCGAGUGUUCUACUAUUAAACGGCAAGUUGGACACGCAAACACCGCACAAGUAUGCGGUGUCCCUGUUGGAAGUGUUGAAAGGUACGAAGAAAGAACUUAUUUCUGUUGACUACGCUACACACGGGAUUAUUGCGUCUACUCCUCUCGUUGACGGCACAACUUGUGGAGUGAAGUUGCUUGCCUCGUUUGUGGAGAAUUCUGGAGAUCUUUCCAGUCUUGACAAAACAUGCGUGUCCGAGGUACCGGCAUUCAAUUGGCAGAUUCCUAAGGCGUAUCUGUACAAAUACUUGGCCACUGAAGAACCAUACGAUGGUGUUUACAACAAAAGUUUGGCCAACAAGAACUAA
Messenger RNA from Phytophthora nicotianae INRA-310, 1587 nucleotides. RefSeq lists its product as hypothetical. The transcript is spliced from 3 exons. NCBI's taxonomy places the organism in Eukaryota, Oomycota, Peronosporomycetes, Peronosporales, Peronosporaceae. The coding region runs from base 1 to 1587 and encodes 528 amino acids. The record is from RefSeq and is a predicted model, not a curated record.